Messenger RNA from Exophiala mesophila, 2512 nucleotides. RefSeq lists its product as uncharacterized. Gene Ontology annotation, molecular function: ATP binding; protein serine/threonine kinase activity. The transcript has 5 exons. Gene Ontology annotation, biological process: signal transduction; endocytosis; peptidyl-serine phosphorylation. The record is from RefSeq and is a predicted model, not a curated record. Gene Ontology annotation, cellular component: cytoplasm; nucleus. Lineage: Eukaryota; Fungi; Ascomycota; Eurotiomycetes; Chaetothyriales; Herpotrichiellaceae. The coding region runs from base 297 to 1694 and encodes 465 amino acids.
UUCACACACCACCGUUAUCCCGUAAGUUACAUGCCUGCAUCAGUUGCUUGACCUCCCACCCACUGCAUGUUGAUCAACUUCUUCCUUCUUCACUCAGAGAUGCCCCCAUCAUUCCAUUGACACCACUUGUUUGAGUAGCGCGGAGGUUAGCCGCCGACAGCCUCGAUCCGGAUUCGGCCUCGUUCCCUCACGUCGCUCACCCCCCUCUUUGUACGCCCAUCCUCCGAGCUUCUCUUAUCAUCGAAAACGACUCCUUGACUGUCAUUGCAUUACCCUGACCUGCAUCAGUGUUGGUCAUGGCCUCCUCGUCUUCCAACGUGGUUGGCGUCCACUACCGAGUGGGAAAGAAAAUAGGAGAGGGCUCAUUUGGCGUCAUCUUCGAGGGUACAAAUCUACUCAACAACCAGCAAGUCGCCAUCAAAUUUGAACCACGGAAAAGUGAUGCACCACAACUACGCGAUGAGUACAGGACAUACAAGAUUCUGGUCGGUUGUCCUGGAAUCCCCAACGUCUAUUACUUUGGACAGGAAGGCCUCCACAACAUUCUGGUCAUCGAUCUGCUAGGGCCCAGUUUGGAGGAUCUCUUUGAUCAUUGUAACCGCCGAUUCACCAUCAAAACCGUUGUCAUGGUUGCCAAACAGAUGCUAUCUAGAGUGCAAACCAUCCACGAAAAGAACCUCAUUUAUCGUGAUAUCAAGCCCGAUAACUUCCUGAUCGGACGUCCAAACACAAAAGCAGCCAACGUUAUCCACGUGGUUGACUUUGGUAUGGCCAAGCAAUACAGAGACCCAAAAACCAAACAACACAUUCCCUACCGAGAACGAAAGUCCUUGUCCGGCACUGCACGAUACAUGAGCAUCAACACACAUCUUGGAAGAGAACAAUCGAGACGAGACGAUCUGGAAGCACUGGGUCAUGUUUUCAUGUACUUCUUGCGAGGCGGACUACCUUGGCAGGGCCUGAAGGCAGCUACCAACAAGCAGAAGUACGAAAAGAUUGGAGAGAAGAAGCAGACCACGGCGAUUAAGGAUCUCUGUGAAGGUUACCCUGAGGAGUUUAACAAGUAUCUCAGCUACGUUCGAAACCUAGGCUUCGAAGACACUCCGGAUUACGAUUUUCUUCGAGACUUGUUUACACAGGCGCUGAAGAACACGGGCGAAGUCGAAGAUGGGGAAUAUGACUGGAUGAAACUCAACGGAGGACGAGGAUGGGAAGCAGUCAAGUCACAUCCUUCAGCACACCAUUUGCACAACGUCAAUCCUCCGGCAGACGCGUCGGCACGAGCACUCCAUGGAAAUUCAGCUAUUCGAGGACAAGAAGGACGGCCAUCGCGAGAUCGAGGAGCAAUAUCGGCGGAUCGUUUAAACGCCGCGCAGCCCCCGCCCCCAGGGUCACCCGCAAAGCCGGGAGUGGCAGCUCUGGGGAAAAGCGCUCGAGAUCGGACAAGCGGCGCCGCCGGGGGCAACGUACCGAAACGCGGUAGCGGACUGGCUGGACAACUCGACGUCAACACGCCGCCCGCCAGUACUCAAGCACAAUUCCAGAACAGCAAUGCCAACCUGGCGGGUCAGCAAGCCAGGGCCAGCCCGGCCAGUGGAGCGUUACAGAACUCUCAAGGACGACAACCUCCACAGCAAGAACAGCAACCAGGGUUCUUCCAGAAGAUGAUGAAGGCACUUUGUUGUGGUAGGUAGUCACAGGGUGCAACUAUGACCCUGAGCGUACUGACUGUCUGUUUCAGGAUGAGGACCACCAAAGCAGUGAACUGCGGGCCAUGUCCGAGACGAAUUUCGAGUUAUUUGUGGAGAUGCAUGAACCAGUGGUGGUCAAGUUCUGAUCAUUUAUUGAUUGUCUCGGACGGGACGGUGCGUCCGACCACGAGGCAAACUCGGAUUCACACGGACAUGGAUUACGGACAUGGAUUUCGAAUGGCAUGCGAUUUCGUUUUGUGCGGGGUUUCCCGGAUGGGACGAAGAAGUCGAGUGGCCUUUUUGACUGGCAUCGUGACGAGUAUGAGAUGACAACAGUCAGGGUGACUUGGGGUGCAGAAAUGCCAUGCUAUGGAGCUUCGGGCUCGACGGGCCUUGGUCAUCAUCAUAUCUCCAUUGUGCGAAUGGACAGCGGGAGUUGUUUUUCCGGGGGUGGGCAUUUUCGGUUGGUGAGCACGGCGCUAUGGGAAAAGGGACACACACGAACCACGGAGUAGCACAAACAGUCAGAGCUCGAGUGCACAUGUCGAGGGGUAGAAAGACAAAAUGAGUGGCAGAAGGAAAAGGGUCAUAGGCGAAGAGUGGAACGUCUCGGGACGUUCCACAAGACAGCAAACCAAAACUAGCCAGGCACGCAGGACAGGUCGAGGCUACUGAAACAACAUUCGUGGCUUUGUAGCAUGAGGACAAAGAUGACGACAAGGGUGGUUAGACCCGGUUAGAUUGUGAUGGGGAAAGGCUAGAAAGAGCUGAGAGAGGUUUAGAGGCAGUGGUAAUAAUGAAGAUACUAUGCAUUGAUUCGA